UCGAUUUUGCUUUUCAAGAAGUACAUAAAGCUUAUACGAUUAGAAUAAAAAGUGUUACCUUGCUUCGAUUUUUGUCUGACACCUGAAUGGAAGAAGUAGAAUCUUGUGCUGGAUGUCUUCGUUUUGAUGACAAAAAAGAUGCAAAGUUUUGGUGUGUGAAUUGUAGCGAAUUUGUCUGCAAUUCCUGUGCUAAAUCGCAUAAAAAAUUACCAACACCUCAUGCCAUCUUAGCAAAGGAACACUUAUGCAUCAGUUCAGAUCUUCUAAGACUUGGAGGAAAUUGUGAAACCCAUCGCUCACAAAAAUAUGUUUUUUUUUUGCUGACAACAUGAUCAGCUUGCUUGUGACAAAUGUAAGUCAGAAUCACAUCAAACCUGUUCAUCUAUCGUUUCCAUUGAGAAAGCAGCUGAAAAUGUCAGGGACGGAAGAGUUUUAUCUGAUUUAGAAAAGAGGAUUGAUAACCUUGGUGAAAGAAUAGGGGUAAUUCUAAAGAAUAAAACAAAUCCAAUUGGACAUGACACAAGGGUUAAAACCGAAAUAAAGAAGACAGUUCAUGAUGUAAAGCAACAAUUAGUACUUCACUUUGAAAAACUAGAGAACCAGUUGUGUGAUGAUAUCGAUAUAAUGGUCCCAAAAUAUGGCCAAUCAGAGUCCAGAGAUCUGAAAAAAUUACAAAAAACGCUUAAAACGGUGGAUGGUUGGAAAAAAGAUCUAAAAUCUCUGAAAAAAAUCACGUCUGAAACCUAUCUUUUCCAAGUCAUCAAAUUUAUCGAUAAAGAGGUUCAUAAUCAAACAUCGGAAGUCGUAAAGUGUACAGCAAACAAACAAAUAUUAACAUUUAAACCUUCAAAAGCGGUAUUGAACUAUCAGACAGUAUUUCCAUCACUAGGAAAAUUAGCAAUUAAACCAUUGCUAAAUACAACGACAAUGGACCCAGAGAGAAAACAACAAGCCCAAGUCCCUUUGCGUAUCCCUAGGAAAAGACUUACUUUUGUUCGCUCAUUCAAAUCAACCGACUUGAACAUAAACGAUAGAUUAUCCAGCGGAUGUUUCAUGUCAGCGAAUAAGCUACUACUAAAGACGCAAUUAGGACUUGUCCUUUACAUUUGUAAUCUAGACAGAUCCGAUUCAAAACAAAUUAGGUUAAGUUGCCAGCCAGAAUGUAUUGCGAAGUUAGACAAUAACCGAGCUUUGGUUUCAUCCGUUGAAAAUUACAUACAGGUCAUUAAUAUUUCAAGUAGAAAACCAGAAACAAAAAUCAUGAUUAAGGGAAAACAUUGCACAGAUAUGUGCAGCCUAGAUGAAAAGAUCUGGGUAAGAAGCGAUCAUAAUACCCUCAUAGCAGUUGAUAUCGAUGGAAACGAAUUGACCAAGAUAAUAACAUUAUUUGACCCCAAUGAUAUUUGCGUACAUCGAUCUGGAGAUCUUUAUUUCAUUUCAGAAAGAAAUGCUAUAUAUGCAAUGGGUUCUGACGAAAAACCAUAUCGAAUUUCCCGACUUCCAAGGCAACAUAAUCCCGAUGGCGUCCAUCUUUCGGGGUUGGUUGUAGUGGACGAUGAUUUAUUUGUCGCAGAGAUGACUGAUAAUAACAUAUAUAAAAUUUCAAUUGAUGACGGGAAUCACGCGAUAGUUCUAACAGAAGAUGAUGGUAUCAAAGAACCGAUCGGACUUUCUUACAAUAGUGAAACAAAAGAGUUAUUGGUCGUAAAUAACCGUGGACUUUCUAUUUACUUUUUUAAAGUAAUAUGACAAUAUCAAAUGAAAGAGUUGUUUGAAACAACAGAAUUGUCCCUUUUUCAGAUAAUUUUCACAAGUAUACACCAAUUGUGACUAAUAUUUUCCAGUUUAUGAAUAUGAUUCUAUUUAGGCAACUUAUUGGGAAAUUUAAAUAACUUCUUAUGUAAUUUGCAAAACAACGAUCAAAUUUAAUUGUUAUUUAUCUUGUAUAUCAUCCAAUCCUUAUUGUAAAUUUCACUCUCUUGGUGUAGAGAAUUGUAUACAAUACACGUUCCUCAUUUUCUAUGAAAAGUAUUUCAAACAUAUUUACACUUUGACAGUUACUUGAUACAUUGUGUUAAAAAUUCAUGUUAUGACCAAAAAUGUCAAUUGACCCCUUAAGGAGUUAUUGCCCUUUAUAGUAAAUUUUUCGUAAAUUUUUGUAAUCCUUUACAAAAAUCUUCUCCACUUAAUCUACUGAGCCAAAUAGAAUUAAACUUAGCCACAAUUUUCAAUAGGGUAUCUUGAUUGAAAAAUGUAACCGAUGACCCUGUCAUCCAACCAACAUGGCCGCCAUGGCUCAGAAUAGAACAUAGUGGUUUACUAUAGAAGUCUAAGGUAAAAUUGUAAAAUAAAACAAUUUCAAAUGGUCACAACUAGAAAACUAAUUUAAAUAAUGAUAAAGGGUCUUCAGUAACUAUUGUUAGACUAUAAUGGGAUGACAUGCUUUUAAUUUAACUACUGGGCCAAAUUAAACCAAACUUGGCCUCAAUCAUUAUAAGGGUAUGUUAUACUAUUUAUUAUGAUUUUAACCUUACAUUUUAAACUUUACAUGAUUUCCAAAAACACAGUAGAUACAGGUGAGCGACACAAGUUCUUGUGAGCCUCUAGUUAUAUAUAUCCAUUACUUUGAUAUCAUAUAUUUCAUGUAGGGUUUUUUUUUUCUUUGAAAAAUACAACUGCAAUAUGUGCAGAUAUUUUUACUGAUCUUGUUUUAUAAAUAAACAUAAACAGUCAGUCAUUCGGUGAAAUAACUAUCUUCGUGAAUAAAGCAUAAUCUGAGAAGUUCUGUGUGUAAACAAGAGAUAAAAAAAGAUGAGAAAUCGAGCGCAUAUAAGAGUCGGCGGAAUUGACGACGUUUUUUUAAUAUUGUUAAAAAUGUUGAAACUAUAUUAUUACAUUGUUAUUUUACUCAUAUUUGGGGAUAUGUAAAAUAUAUAAUAUCCUAAGUUAAAACAUAUAAAAAGGGGAAUUACAUUUUGUAAACAUGUUUGAUAAAUAAAUAAUAUGUAUUUUUGGA
This is a messenger RNA of Mytilus californianus (California mussel), 3016 nucleotides long. RefSeq lists its product as uncharacterized. The record is from RefSeq and is a predicted model, not a curated record. Bases 625 to 1749 code for a protein of 374 amino acids. The transcript has 2 exons. Gene Ontology annotation, molecular function: protein binding. Lineage: Eukaryota; Metazoa; Mollusca; Bivalvia; Mytilida; Mytilidae.